Molecule: messenger RNA, 1362 nt
Organism: Pseudogymnoascus verrucosus
Lineage: Eukaryota; Fungi; Ascomycota; Leotiomycetes; Thelebolales; Thelebolaceae
Exons: 2
Coding region: 244-1233 (329 amino acids)
Biological process (GO): alcohol metabolic process
Molecular function (GO): zinc ion binding; alcohol dehydrogenase (NADP+) activity
Source: RefSeq, a predicted model, not a curated record
CGUAGAAUAAGGACAAACUAUCUUAUAACUUAGCUCUUAAUAGAUAAACUUACGCUAGUUCUUAGUACCAUGUUGAAUGACGUUGUAUACGCCGUGCGUAUUUUCUGCCAUGAAGCUAUUUGAAGGCCGCGAAGCCCUCGCAGCCAACGACGCUAUAAAAAAUCAAGCACAAUAUCUCACCUUCUCGACCAAACGAAAAAUCCACCUAACAGAUAUCUCAAGUCAUACAAGAGUAUAGGCAACAUGGUUUCUUUCACAGUAUUCAGGGGUUCGAAAGAGGGGUCCAUCGUAGAAGGAACUACAACCAGAGAAAUACGUGAGGAUGAGGUACUCGUGAAGGUGACACACUCGGGUGUUUGUGGAACAGAUGAGCAUCGGAGGCACACGGAUAUGGUACUUGGACACGAAGGAGUCGGAAUAAUCGAGGAUAUCGGAAGCGCCGUCAAAAGCCACUCAAUCGGCGAGCAUGUUGGGUGGGGAUAUUUUCACAACUCAUGCGGUGUUUGCAAGCAGUGCCUGUUGGGGAGAGAUAAUCUCUGUGCGCAAGUUGAGAAGUACGGCAAAUCAAACCUAGAUCAGGGAUCCUUUGGCACCUACGCGGUCUGGAAAGCAUCAUUUGUAUUCAAACUUCCAUCAACGAUAAGUCUGGAAAACGCAGCACCUCUAAUGUGCGGCGGAGCCACGGUUUUCCAUGUGUUAAAGAGCUCGAAUGUUAAAUCAUCAGACCGAGUCGGCGUCGUCGGAAUCGGGGGCCUAGGCCAUCUCGCUAUUCAAUAUGCCGCCAAGAUGGGCUGUGCGGUCGUCGCUUUCUCUGGCACAGAAGACAAGAAGGAAGAAGCCAUGAGGUUAGGCGCAACACAAUUCGUCGCCACAGCAGGAGUGGAAACGCUCGAUAUUGGAGAGCCGCUCGACCACCUCUUGGUCACCACAUCGUUUCAACCGGACUGGGACCGUUUUCUGGCUAUCAUGGCGCCACAGGGAAGCAUCUACCCUGUCACGGUCAGCGAUCACAAUCUGAGCAUUCCUCCCGGUGUAGUGAUUGGCAAGGAGCUGCGAAUCAUAGGCUCACUAGUUGCUCCGCGUCAGGUGUAUCGGGAGAUGAUCGAUUUUACUGCCUUGCACAAUAUCAAGCCAAUCAUUGAAACAUUUCCCAUGACGGCACAAGGAGCCACCGAGGCAAUGGAUAAGCUGCGAGCUGGAAAGAUGAGGUACAGAGGGGUGUUAGCCGCUUAGUGUAGACAGUUUGUAUUUUUUGUAUCUACAGGAGCAUACAGAGUCUUACCAAUUCAUUUAUGAUCACUGUUUAGACCUGCGGUUCGUCUACGUGACAACAGUUGAUAGAAAAAUAAAUGGUAAAAACAG